CUCUGCCGGAGACAUUUUGGAUUUAAAGGGGCUGAGCUACCCGUCAGACCUAGCUCUCGGUUUCCCUGAGCUACAUAGAAGAUGUCCACCAUGGUGUAUCCACGGGAAGAGAAGCUGGAGAAACUCUCUCAGGAAGAGAUCAUCUCCAACACCAAGCUGGUGAUCCAGGGUCUGGAGGCCCUGAAGAACGAGCACAACUCCAUCCUCCACAGCCUCCUGGAGACCAUCAAGUGCCUAAAGAAGGACGAAGAGGCCAACCUGGUGCACGAGAAGUCCAACCUGCUCCGCAAGUCAGUGGAGAUGAUUGAACUGGGCCUGGGAGAAGCACAGGUGAUGAUGGCUCUGUCCAACCACCUGAACGCGGUGGAGUCGGAGAAGCAGAAGCUGCGCGCCCAGGUGAGGAGGCUUUGCCAGGAGAACCAGUGGCUGCGGGACGAGCUGGCCAACACCCAGCAGAAGCUGCAGAAGAGCGAGCAGAACGUGGCCCAGCUGGAGGAGGAGAAGAAGCACCUGGAGUUCAUGAACCAGCUCAAAAAAUAUGAUGAAGACGUCUCACCCACUCAGGAGGAGAAGGACCGAGAAACACCGAAGGACUCCCUGGACGACCUCUUCCCAAAUGAUGAGGAGGAGCACGGCCAAGGAAUGCAGCACCAACACAACAGUGCGGCCGUGGCUGCAGCCCAGCAGGGAGGCUACGAGAUCCCAGCCCGCCUGAGAACCCUGCACAACCUGGUGAUCCAGUACGCCUCCCAGGGCAGGUACGAGGUGGCUGUCCCCCUCUGCAAGCAGGCUUUGGAGGACCUGGAGAAGACUUCUGGACACGACCACCCCGACGUGGCCACCAUGCUCAACAUCCUGGCCUUGGUCUACAGGGAUCAGAACAAAUACAAAGAGGCCGCCCAUCUGCUCAACGAUGCUCUGUCCAUCCGUGAGAAAACCCUGGGCAAAGACCAUCCAGCUGUCGCUGCAACACUGAACAACUUGGCUGUGCUGUAUGGAAAGAGAGGGAAGUACAAGGAGGCGGAGCCUCUGUGUAAGAGGGCUCUGGAGAUCAGAGAAAAGGUCCUGGGGAAGGACCACCCUGAUGUGGCCAAACAGCUGAACAACCUGGCUCUGCUUUGCCAGAACCAGGGCAAGUAUGAGGAGGUGGAGUACUACUACUCCCGUGCCCUGGAGAUCUACGAGAGCAGGCUGGGCCCAGAUGAUGCCAAUGUGGCCAAAACCAAGAAUAACCUGGCGUCCUGCUAUCUCAAACAGGGGAAAUACAAGGAGGCUGAGAUUCUGUACAAAGAGAUUCUGACUCGUGCUCAUGAGAAAGAGUUUGGAUCUGUUGAUGCUGAAAACAAGCCCAUCUGGAUGCAUGCAGAGGAGAGAGAGGAGAUGAGCAAGGGCAAACACAGAGACAACACUCCAUACGGCGAGUACGGAGGCUGGUACAAGGCCUGCAAAGUCAACAGCCCCACAGUGAACACCACCCUGAGGAACCUGGGGGCCCUGUACCGCCGACAGGGCAAGCUUGAGGCUGCCGAGACCCUGGAAGAGUGCGCCGUGAGGUCUCGCAAGCAGGGCAUCGACCCCAUCCACCAGACACGUGUGGUGGAGAUCCUGAAGGAUACAGACGGCGACAGGCGGAGGAGCAGGGACAGCCUGAGCAGCGUUAAGUAUGAGAGCGGCUCCGAGACCGGCGAGGAAGUGAGUAUGGGCGUGGAGUGGAACGGGGCCUAAGCCAUCAAGAUUAUUCCUCCAUCCUUCUCUCCUUACCCGACACAAUAGCAAAAAGGAUGCGUGUUGUCGUUCCCUCUGGCCUUCUCUGUCCCAACAAAAAACCAACAGCUCCUCCACCAUUCCCGGUGCCCCCCUCCGGCAGAGACUCAGAAAGCCUCCUCCCUGGCUGUCAUCUCUGUCCCCCCCCUCUCCGUUCACCUGACAACUGCUGGGACGUUUGGUCUUCUCAUCUCUGCUCUCUCUCUCUCUCUCUCCCCCCCCCCUCUCUUCCUUUCACUCUCUCUAUCCUUUCCUCUCACUAACUCUGUGUCGUCCACCGUGUCAGAAAUCGUUGCUUCAACCUUCUCUCUCACUUAACAAAAAAAAAAAAGAAGUAAUUGUGUGUGUGAAAUCUUUUCCCUGUGAGGAAGCCACUCGCCCAUUUUUUCCUCUCUCCAAACACCACAUUGUAAUUUUUCAUAGGUGCACUGUAGAUUCCAUAGGCUAGAUAAGAGGAGCAGGAAUGUCAUUUAUUGGAAGAAGGCAAAAGAUUUUGGGGAUCAGUGUCACCUUUGAGAGCAGCCCCGGCUCCAGGCAUCACACCAACCCACAGUCAGAUAAAAGGUUACAUUCACUAUAGAGUCCAUAUAUUGCAAAAUGAUUCAUUUUAAAAGCUGCUCUGCAUUGGUCUCACUGUGAAUUUGUUUGCAGUCUGUUUCUAAAACUCUUGAAAGUUGACCUUGAAGCUAGCUUCCGACUUGGUGCCUGUAUUUAGCCGUAACAGUAUCUUAUGUUUUUUUUUUUUUUAAAGAAAGCUAUUUCUUUUGUCGUUGUUUGUGUUUUUAUGUUUUUAACCAUCUUAACAAUAAUGAGAUCACUUGCCUAAACAGUUUGGAAAUAACGGUACUGUAUAGUUUCACAUGCAAAUUUUAAAACCUGUCAUUUCUUUUUGACUUGGAAAUGAGAAGGGAGCAUUGCCAUUUUUGUUUUUAUAGAUAUAUUUCCUUUUUCAUUUAAAUUUUGUAUCAUUUUGUUUACAUUUUUUUUUUUUUUUUUUUUAAAUGUCUUUUAUUUUUUUUGUGGCUGAAUAUUAAGGCAGCAGAUUGUUAACGAAUGCAGGAGUGUGGCCGGUUGUGAAAGACCAGAAGAGCCGACAUUAGUUGACAGCAAAUUGGUCAGAUCACAGCAAGUACUUGUUGCCAUGGUAAUUUAUUUUUCAAGUCGCUCUUACUGGCAUCAGUGUCCUUGGUUUUGAUGGAGUAUUCACACACAGGCUCUACGCCGGUACAAUACAAUACAAUACACAGUGGCUUGCAUUUACAAAGGGAACUAGCAACAUUGGCUGAUGCUUUGUAGCCAAUGAGACAGCAGAGACCAACCGGAGCAUCUAGCACAGAUACUGGCCACCUGAGAGAUUGCUAAAUAAUAGUAUAUUUCAAAAUAAAAGGGCGUGAAUGCCCAGAUUUUGCCUUUUUAUUUGUUGGUGCAGGAGUAGAAGCUAGUGUUAUUAUUCAAUGGAAGCGUGGAUUCCACAGUAGUGUUAGUGUGUAUUUGUGUAUGUUUUUGGUGGUACAGUCGCAGUGCCCGAUCUGGCUAUGGAUACUGUAUUUUGAACACAAAGCUUAAUGGAGUGUGUUGCCUUUUUUCUUACACAGUUGUUUGCAAGUCAACAUUGUCACUUUGGUGAAUCAUGUUUUUAAGACACCCAAAAGUACAAGUGCGAGUGUUUCCUCAAGAUCAACAUGUAAUUUCAGAUGUUUAACUAACUGAAUGUAAAAUGACUUUAACAUCUUUAAAGUGUAAUUGUAGGCUGUAUUUAUAGAUUGGACAAGUGCAUUCACUAUCCGGCUUUUCAGUAUGCUACUUGCCUUGAUUCUUCAUUCCUUCCAAUGAGUACACCUAUACUUCUAAUGCAACUCUGAACAAAAGAAUUGACUGUGUACAUCACAUAAUUAUGACAAUAUUGUUGUGUUAGUGGAAUGCUUAUUUAUUGAACUUGUCUAUUCUCAACAUAUAUAGUGUGACUUCAGUUCCCUUAAGUGGAAGAACAUAAAUGGUAAGGUCUAUAAGCACUAUCUUAGUAAGUAGGACUGCAUUAUAUUUACCAUUCUGCAUUGUGAAGAUUAUUGCAUCAACACUUGUUGGUAUUCUCAAAUAAAGUUUUUCAUUUGUGGA
Anoplopoma fimbria (sablefish) is the source of this 3879-nucleotide messenger RNA. RefSeq names its product kinesin light chain 1b (gene klc1b). Gene Ontology annotation, molecular function: kinesin binding. Gene Ontology annotation, cellular component: kinesin complex; cytoplasm; membrane-bounded organelle. NCBI's taxonomy places the organism in Eukaryota, Metazoa, Chordata, Actinopteri, Perciformes, Anoplopomatidae. The transcript is spliced from 14 exons. Gene Ontology annotation, biological process: microtubule-based movement. The record is from RefSeq and is a predicted model, not a curated record. Bases 82 to 1725 code for a protein of 547 amino acids.